AUGAUGCCAAAACUCAUUAGCUGGAACGUAAGGGGUCUCAAUGAGAUUAGUAAAAAGCUUGGUGUUCGAUAUCAGUUUUUGGGGUCAUCAGGGGUUUCAGGAGGCGUAUUGGUGAUGUGGGACACUAGAGUGCUUGAGAUGAAGGAGGCAAGUAUAUGGGUGUUCUCUAUAUCGAUUUCUUUCAAAAAUUGUGAGGAUGGAUUUCGGUGGAUGUUCACAGGAGUUUAUGGGCUUAGUUCUGAUGACAGUAGAGUGGGUUUGUGGAAUGAACUGGCUGGAAUGAGGGCUUGGUGGAAUCUUCCUACAUGUAUUGGGGGUAAUUUCAAUGUGAUUCGAUUUCCUUCGGAGAGGUCGAGUGGUGGGAGACUAACUAGGGCAAUGGAGGAGUUCUCAGAUUUUAUUAGGGAGAAUUUGUUAGUGGAUUUACCCAUGAUUGGGGAAGAUUUUACCUGGUCAUCCAAUCGGGAUCGACCCGUUUUGUCUCGUAUUGAUAGGUUCUUGAUUUGUGGGGAAUGGGAGUCUAAUAUUCAGAUGUCACUCAGAGAAAAUUGGGGAGCAGAGAAAAUUGGGGAGGGUUUUAGGGAGCGAGUACAGACGUGGUGGACUUCCUAUGAAGUCAGUGGGUCUCCCUGUUUUGUAUUGAACCAGAAGCUAAAGGCGUUGAAAGGGGACUUAAAGAAAUGGAAUGAGGAAGUUGUGGGCAAUGUUAACUGCAGUAAAAAUCAAUGUCUGUCAGAGAUAGAGGAAUUGGAUAGGCGGGAGGAGAGUCAGGGGUUGACCGGGGAGGAGAAGGAGAGACAUAGAGUAUUAAAGGAAGAGAUGGAGAGGAUGGUGGAGAUGGUGGAGAUUAAUUGGCGACAGAAAUCUAGAGUUACUUGGUUGAAAGAGGGGGAUAAAUGUGCUAAAUUCUUCCACAGGGUCGCCAAUUCUAAUAGGAGGAACAACUCCAUCACAGUUUUGGAGGUGGACGGGGUUACUUAUGAGGAACCACAACAAAUUGGAAGCCAACUGGUGAAUUUUUAUCAGAACCUCUAUCGGGAGCAAUUUGAAUGGAGGCCAGAAUUGGAGGGAUUGCACUUUUCUACAAUCACUGAGGAUGAUGCCCGAUAG
This is a messenger RNA of Olea europaea var. sylvestris, 1110 nucleotides long. RefSeq lists its product as uncharacterized. The transcript is spliced from 3 exons. The coding region runs from base 1 to 1110 and encodes 369 amino acids. The record is from RefSeq and is a predicted model, not a curated record. Lineage: Eukaryota; Viridiplantae; Streptophyta; Magnoliopsida; Lamiales; Oleaceae.